Messenger RNA from Didymosphaeria variabile, 1884 nucleotides. RefSeq lists its product as uncharacterized. Lineage: Eukaryota; Fungi; Ascomycota; Dothideomycetes; Pleosporales; Didymosphaeriaceae. The coding region runs from base 1 to 1884 and encodes 627 amino acids. The transcript has a single exon. The record is from RefSeq and is a predicted model, not a curated record.
AUGUCCAGCGUCAUCGCUGUGUUGGUCAUGGCAAUGACCGCGGCCGGAGAAUUCGGCUUGGAGGUAUUCGACCACAUCAAGUUCGGCUUCUUCGCCCUGGCUUUUGUCUUCGGCUUCGCGAUCCUGUUCUCGGUCGUUCAUUCGGCCAUCUCCAACAUCACCGCCUUCCCGGACCCUCUUCCAGAACCUUUGCUGCGUCGCGAACGUCGUGCAACUGCCACUGCAGCCCGCCGUUCCUCGCUCUCAUCGCCGUAUCCGGUGUCAAUCUCGGCCUUCGACAUCGAGGUCAUCACGAGAUACCGCUCCCCUCCUCGUUCGGGCUUCGAAUCUCACCCUUUGACCAAGAUGUACCCGAGCACCAUCGAGGACAUCAUCGCCAAGAUGGCACACCGUGGCCUUCGACCCAGGUACAACCAAACCGGUAAUCUGGUGGAAUGGACACCUAUGGUACCGAUUGCCCCUCAAAGAGUACGAAGUGCUUUGCUGGAGUUCCCUGCCUCGCAGGAUGACAACACCCGUGUCCAGCACGGUGAGUCUGACCUCCACGUAUCGCCGGUCACUGCUGAGAUGAGCGCACGCCCUGCUGCAUGCCGCCCUUCCACGCCUGUGGACGCUGCUACGGCAGAUCUCGCAAUAGACACGUCUCUACGGGUGGGUCCUGUCGAACCUCCCCAGUGUCACAGCGCGGCCUCUGCAGCCGACGCUGGUCGAGCCCCCGCGCCGACUUCUACGGAAGGGUUGGUGAGUCAGGCCGUCGAACCUCCCCAGGAUACCUGCGCUGCUUCCGCGGCCAAGCCUGGUGGUGCUCACAUGCCCGCAUCUACGGAUGGGAUGGCCAGACCAACCGGUAUCGUCCCAGGUGCCAACGUCGCGCCCUCCCGGGAAACAUGGAUGCUCUCUUCCGGCGCUGAGAACCUGCCUCCGCGCGAGCGACAUCCACUCUUCACCUUUCGCUGGAAGCCCUCGACCGGCGUGGAUUUCCACCUGCGCGAGCCGCACCCUCUCUUCGUCGCGGCCUUCGCGACGCCAGCACCUGCUGCUCCUGCGCCUCCGCCUCGUCCUGCCCCCUCGAUAUUCAUCUCUUCGCCUUCAAUCGCGUCUCGUCCUGUCGCCCCUGUCGCUCCACCGGCCGUCAAGGCCACACCUACGCCCACGCCCACGCCCACGCCGCCGCCACACUCUCGCUCUCUGCCGGCUUCUGCUUCCCGCGCUUCGGCGCCAAAUUCGACCCCUGCUCCAGCUUCGAUUCCGCCUCCCGCUCCCGCUCCCAUCGCCGCGCCAUCAGCGCCUGUCUUUGGUUUCAGUCCAAUUGACCUCCAGGAUUGGAUGGCUCCUCUGUCCGAGAUCCUCGCCCUAGACAUGACCAAAUUGGGUCUGACUGAGGCAGACUUGAUGAUGUGGGUAAUCCCAGACGGCGUCAUCAAGGCCGCCAAGAAGCACAACGAGGCCUACGAGCAGAGAGCGCAGAGGGAUCCCGUGGCCAUGGCUGCACGAUACGUCAUGAUCGCGCGCAACCUCAAGAAAUGCGGAGUCCUUCUCCGACUUCAGCUUCUCCAGCUGCGCCGCGCGCCGCAAGGCACAUUCCCUCCCCGUCGCUCUUUCGCUUUGCUCUUGAACACAAUGCACACUGCCGCCAUGCAGUUCAACCAGCUCAAAAGCGCCAGCGUUGAGCUUAACCAAGCCGACUUCUCCACCUUCAAGAAUGCUCUUCAGUUCUUGUUGAACCACGUUUUGACGAUGAACGAGUUUGAGGCUUGUCUUGUGCAUCACCGGGGUGAUAAGGAUGGGAAGAAGGAUGCCGCGCAGAUGAAGAAGGCCUGCCGGUUCAUUGGCAACGUUUUGGGCAUUCAUGAGCCCAUUCUGGCUCGGCUUGGGCUGGAUUGA